AUGUCAUUUAAGAGCAGAGGAGGAGGUAUUGGCGAUUACUAUUUUUCUCCAAGAAAUGUCAUAUCAAGGAAUUGUGCAUUGUCCUUGUGCCUCGCGAGCUUCUGCCUUGGAAUGUUCUUUACUAAUAGGAUAUGGACAAUACCCAAAGCUAAAGACAUACCAAGAAUCUCUAAGCUUGAGAAUACGCAACUAAAUCUAAUAUCUGGUGAUAUUGGUAACUUUAGUGCUAACAACAGUAUCAGGAUCUUGGAUAAAUCUAUUUCAAGCUUAGAGAUGAAGCUAGUUGCUGCUAGAUCUGAGCGCGAGUCUUUGUUGGGAAAGUUUAACAUAUCAAAACAGACUCAGAAAAGAAAAUACUUUAUGGUUGUUGGGAUCAACACUGCUUUUAGUAGCCGUAGGAGACGUGACUCCGUUCGUGCAACAUGGAUGCCACAAGGGAACAAGCUUAAAAAGCUCGAGGAAGAGAAGGGCAUCAUCGUACGUUUUGUUAUAGGUCACAGUACGUCGCUUGGUGGGAUUCUUGAAAAAUCUAUUGAAGCUGAGGAGAAAAUUCAUGGGGAUUUCUUGAGACUGGAACACACAGAGGGAUACAUGAAAUUAUCAGCCAAGACAAAGACGUAUUUCGCAACCGCUGUUUCUUUAUGGGACGCAGAAUUCUACAUCAAAGUCGACGAUGAUGUUCACGUGAAUCUUGGAACACUCGCGAUGACUUUAAAAGAACACCGCAAGAAACCUAGGGUUUAUGCAGGUUGUAUGAAAUCCGGACCAGUCCUAGCCAAAAAAAACGUCAAGUACCAUGAACCGGAGUAUUGGAAGUUUGGGGAGGCCGGUAACAACUAUUUCCGACAUGCCACAGGACAAUUAUAUGCCAUUUCUAAAGAUCUAGCAACUUACAUUUUGAUAAACCAGAACUUGCUACACAAGUAUGCGAAUGAAGACGUCUCGUUAGGUUCGUGGUUCAUAGGAUUGGAUGUAGAACAUGUCGAUGACAAAACACUCUGUUGUGGAACUCCUCCCGAUUGUCAAUUGAAUGCUCUGACGGGAAAUGUGUGUGCGGCGUCGUUUGACUGGCAAUGCAGCGGAAUUUGCCGACCGUUCGGGAGGAUGUUCGAAGUUCACCAACUUUGCGGUGAACGCCAAGAUGCGUUAUGGAGUCCCGAUUUCUUGAAAGUAUAG
Eutrema salsugineum is the source of this 1176-nucleotide messenger RNA. RefSeq names its product probable beta-1,3-galactosyltransferase 1. Gene Ontology annotation, cellular component: Golgi membrane. Gene Ontology annotation, molecular function: hexosyltransferase activity. NCBI's taxonomy places the organism in Eukaryota, Viridiplantae, Streptophyta, Magnoliopsida, Brassicales, Brassicaceae. The coding region runs from base 1 to 1176 and encodes 391 amino acids. The record is from RefSeq and is a predicted model, not a curated record. The transcript has 10 exons.